This is a messenger RNA of Diabrotica balteata, 598 nucleotides long. NCBI's taxonomy places the organism in Eukaryota, Metazoa, Arthropoda, Insecta, Coleoptera, Chrysomelidae. The record is from the annotation of a GenBank genome assembly.
CAGAUUUUAUUAACAGAUAUAUCUAAUAGUUUACUUGGUAUUGGUACAUUACAGUUUUGUACAACUAAUUUAAAUAAAUAAUUUAUUUGAAUUUUAUAAUGGCCGAAAGUGAUACUAAAGAUGUAAUUAUCCGAAAAGCUGAAGUAAGAGACAUGAUGCAAGUAUUCCAAAUGAUAAAGGAACUUGCAGAAUACGAAAAAGUUCACAAAUUAAGAAUUGAUCAAAAAACAUUGGAAAAAGAUUACUCAGAAAACUCUUCAGGCUUUCAGUGUGUAGUCGCAGAAACGUCUGACAACAGGUUGGUAGGAUAUGCUGUAUAUUCUGAUAUGUAUUCCACUUGGGACGGCAAAGCAGUAUAUUUGGAGGGAUUGUAUGUGAAACCAGACUACAGGGGUAGUACUAUUGAAAAAAAUUUGUUCCUGACAGUAAUGAAAAAUGCUCAUGCUAGCGGUUGUAAACGUGGAUUUUUUCACGUUGUGAACUGGAAUCCAACUAUAAAAGUAUACCAAGAGCUAGGAGCUACUAAUGUUACUCAAAAGGACAAGUUCAAUGUUUUUAGAAUGGAAACGGAAGCUUUGCACAAACUCUUUGCCUAAAU